Molecule: messenger RNA, 2100 nt
Organism: Sebastes umbrosus (honeycomb rockfish)
Lineage: Eukaryota; Metazoa; Chordata; Actinopteri; Perciformes; Sebastidae
Gene: vsig10
Product: V-set and immunoglobulin domain containing 10
Exons: 9
Coding region: 234-1844 (536 amino acids)
Biological process (GO): cell-cell adhesion
Cellular component (GO): cell-cell junction
Molecular function (GO): cell adhesion molecule binding
Source: RefSeq, a predicted model, not a curated record
UAGUAAACAGAGCCUUCAGGUCACACAGAAAGUGUCAUCAUGUCAGACUGGUCAGCUCACCUGUAGAGUGGGUUUAUAAUGUUAUAAUGGGCGGACAUGUGUCCGGUGUGUCGCUGUGUGUUACAGACAAACUCACUCAGGUGGACUAGUCAGACAGGUUUGGACUGGAAGCUCUUUUGUUCACCUUUUCUUUUUGUUUUUUGAGGGCGAUGUAGUUUUUCUGCAGAGUUACCAUGAAGACAGUCACAGCGGUCGCGCUUCUACACCUGUGUUUCUGUGCGACAGCUGCAGUUUCGGUUAGUGACUCCACCGAUACGGAGCUGACAGCCACACCGGGCGACGUCGCUCUGCUUCCGUGUUACAACGUCGGUAACGUGACGCCGACUUUAACGGCGUGGGUGAAAAAUGGACGAGAGGUCAUCAGAGGUGCCGGUUCUUCACCGACUCCUUCACCUGCAGGACAGCGCCUCGCACUGCUGCAUGAUGGGAGUCUGAACAUCAGAGGAGUGAUACCUGGAGAUGAGGGGAUCUACCUGUGCAGCUCCACGUUGCCUGGCAACAACACCUUUCACGCACGUGUCCUGCUGCAAGUCACCAGUGGUCCAGAAAACGUGUCUAUGUCCAUCGGUCCGGCCAUUGCUCUGUCCAACGGGACGCUCAUCGUCUUUCGGGGUUCCAGCGUCUCCUUUAACUGCUCUGGCUCCUCCUACCCAUCUCAGCAGCUGACCUGGGCCUUCAGUGGAGCGUCGUCCAGCAACGAGUCGCUGGUUUCAGCUUCCAGAUCCUGGCUGGACUUCAGGAUAGAAGACGUUCAGCCAAGCGCUCAGGGAGUUUACAGCUGCAGGGUCCGCAACACCGUCUCUCAUCAGGCCGUCAAUAAGAGCACUCAGCUGCUAGUAUACUAUGUCCCAGACAGACACCCUGAGUGUAUGUGGGCACCAGCACAGGACCCCUCCCACGUCCAUUUCAACUGCACCUGGUUUGGAGCGUAUCCCACCCCGACGCUACGCUGGGGAGAAGACGAGGGAGAGCAAGGAGCUCGCUGGAAAGGACACGUUUAUGCAACGGAGGAGACGGAAAGCCUGUCAGUGACGCUGAACCGCUCGAUGCUGCACGAGGGGCAGACGCUGAGGUGCAUGGCCCAGCACCUUGCGCUCGCUGCGGGAAAAGAGAAGCCGUGUUCGUUUACUCUCAAAUCUCCGUACCCUGAAGGCAACCCGUUGGUCACGGCUCUGGAGGCGACCAGCGUGACUCUAUCCUGCUCCGAGUACGUGUCCGUCCCCCCUGCCAACACCACGUGGAGAAAAGGGCUCCAGCAGGAGGACAUUGUUCCCGGAUCGAAGUACGUCCUGUCUGAGGAAGGCCCCGUCUUCAAGCUGACCAUACACAACAUCAGCAAGGAUGACGAAGGCUACUACUUCUGCCGCAGCGAGAACCCCCUCGCCGUGCGCGAGCUGGAACUCUACCUCACUGUGAAGACUUCCUCUGCUUACACGGGAGCAACCAUCGGCGUCUUCAUAGCUGCAUUGAUCGUGGGAGCGGCCGCGAUCGUAGCUAAAACCGUUUACUCCAGCCGACACCGAAUUUGCCUGGGAGAUGGCUUUGGGCACAUGGAGGAGGACAGAGGAGACGUGCUGAGUCUGGUGGAGUCAGACGACGAGCAGCUCUUUCAGGACGCCGUUCCCCGGCUGCCUCCGUUAACCAACGGAAACCACACAACACUCGUCCAGAUACAUCGACUCCCAUCCAGUGAUCAUGAGGAUGCAGAAACUGCUGACACCAGCUCACAGCACCAGGACGAUACUGUACAGACAGAAGAGCCAGCGGAUCUUGUAACAUUUUAGGUACUGGGUGUUUUUUAGAUAAGUGUUUUAUUUUUAGGUAAAUACCAUUUACUCCCAAUGACGAUGUGAACAGAAUCGGUGGAAGACACAUGUAAAAACAAAAUCAUCUCUUUUAAUUUUUUUUUAACAGGGUUUUGAAUUUUUGUAAGCUUAUUUCUAUGAUUUGUUUGUACAGCAUUUUGAAUAUGUUGCUCUGAUAUUGAGAUUUUUGUGCAGUAAAUGAAGCUGUUUAAACUAAAUGUGAUGUGACAAUGGC